This is a messenger RNA of Drosophila erecta, 1670 nucleotides long. RefSeq lists its product as uncharacterized. Bases 65 to 1168 code for a protein of 367 amino acids. The record is from RefSeq and is a predicted model, not a curated record. Lineage: Eukaryota; Metazoa; Arthropoda; Insecta; Diptera; Drosophilidae. The transcript has 2 exons.
CAAGUCGGGUCAAUUUUUCCGUACACAAAACAAAACACCGAGACUCCAAUUUUCGACCUGCAAAAUGGAAGAGACCGAAGUUCUGGAAAAUCAAAAUGUGCCACAAACAGACAAGAUGAAACCAGCAAGUGCACACUGUGAACACAACGAGCUGUACAUCUUGGAUUACUCACAUUCUACAGAUGCCAAGGAAUCACUUGGCCAAAUAAGUCUUGAGCAAAAGAAUAUCAAUGCGGUCAGGAAUCUCAAGAAACAGCAAUCACAUGUGCACGUUUUGGGAGAAAGUCGAGCACAGCUAAAACAACCGGAAAAUACAGACGAAAAUACGAAACCCGCAGAAACUGAACAGAAGAUGGACAUUUCCACAAACGAGCAAGAAAAUAAGGAUAUUGUUUUAACUAAUUCUUCAGAAUCAAAGGAACAGUGCCAAGAAGAUAGAACGUUGACCAUGGAGAACGCCCGAAAAUCAUACCAGUUAAUUGCAGAAGAAUCGUUUCCUAGCCCCAAAGAAGCAAGGAUGAAGGAAGAACUUCAAGAGUCCAAGGAACCAGACACCCACACGAAAUCCGAACAGGUGAGAAUCGAUGAACUGGAUCAAAUGGCGGCAAGUACUUCAUCAGCAACUCAGGAGCCGAAAAUGGAAAAGCCAAACGAAAUAACGCCUGGUAAAGGUGACAAUAUUGACCCCAGGGAUAAGAUCAGGGAGGAGAUUGAAGAGUAUUUUAGAGGCAUUCAGGCGCUGGAGGUCAAGACACUAGGCGCCGAGCUGAAUGCUAGGGAAGCUGAGACAAUUUUAAGAGCGGAGCAGCAAAGGAAAACCUGGAAGGGAAUGCUGCUAGCGAUGACCCUAUCCAGCUCUGCCAGCUCUUCAGGAAAGCCACCUAAAACCGCCGCACAAGCCAUUCUGCAGCGCACAGCCAAGGCGGAGUUCAAAAGGAAAAUGUACGUCCUUAAAGAAAACUACAACUAUCGAUUGGAGCUGAUAAAGCAGCUGAAAAACGACUUGAAAAACAACUACAAAAGCGAGGCCCAGCAACUGCAUAUCGACUACCACUCCAUCAAGAACCAGACUCCAAACAGCUCCACUUCAAACGAGAUGCCUACACCCAACACUGAACAAGAAGAGGUUUCGGCAAUAGAAAUAAGUGGAUCCACCCGCCAAACAUAGGAUACUUUCACACCAUCAGUUACUAGAUAGUUGCUACAUCUAGAGCUAAAACCUAGCUGAAGACACCAAGUUUAUAGGACGCACCUCCAUUCUUGCAUUAUCCACUAAAAUUUUUGCAAGUCGAACUGCUGCCACAUUAUGCUCACAGUACUCAGUACGAACACACUACUCCAUUUUCAAUAAUAUCCACAAGUCAGGCUGGAAAAUAGACGGUUUCAGGAACUAGUGGAUGUAACCUAGAACCAUUGCCCCAAAAUCCAAGGCGGGAGGCAAUGGGACUGUACCUCUUGCAUUCAUUGUGUGCACUUGCUUCUUUGCAUCUUGAAGAAGUGCAUCCGUAUCUGUAUCUCAUUUGCUGAGUUUCGACGGUACAGUCAUCACUCUGAACGCCCCGCAGUAUGCAACAGUAUUUUUUGCUUUGUACAUCCCACGAACCUUAAAUUUGCGCCACUUCUGUUUUGCAUGUCGAAAUAAAAGCAAAGACAAUGAGAAUUGACCCAAA